CCUGGCUGUUGCAUACUUCCACAGUGCUGCGCUAAUCAGAUCGAAGCGUAAACAAAACAUUCAGCAAGAGGAAUCAAAUAUAGUCCCUACUUUUCCCAUUUUUCCCGUGCUUCUAAUCGUUCUGAUAGCGCUUGUGCAAGUGUUUCGCAUUCUGUAUCAUUUACUGUGGUGCAAUUGCAAAAAUGUGUUACCCAUUGUGACCGUUCAGCGACAACCAAUUACGCACCGAAGCGAAGCAUCUCCCCCAACAAGAGGAAUUAAUUAAGAGGUCAAACGCAGCUUGAAAAUGCCUUCACCCCGGCAAGGGUCCCAACAAGUGCCUCCGAGCAUCGACGAACUGUACAUGGAGCGUGAUUUCUACAUCGGACUUGGGCUGGCCCUUUCCAGCAGCAUCUUCAUUGGGUCUAGUUUUAUCAUCAAGAAAAUUGGUCUCCUGCGUCUAUCCCGUGUCGGAUCGGUCCGUGCCAGUGCCGGUGGUUUUGGUUACCUGCGCGACUGGAUCUGGUGGGCUGGCCUUAUCUGCAUGGGCGUUGGAGAGGCGGCCAAUUUUGCCGCUUACGCUUUUGCGCCAGCCUCACUCGUUACGCCGCUCGGUGCGCUCAGCGUGAUUGUAGCCGCCGUCAUGGCGUCCAAAUUUCUAAAGGAACGAUUAAAUCUGCUCGGCAAGCUUGGCUGUUUCCUGUGUAUCGUAGGAUCGACGAUCAUCGUCAUACAUUCACCGAAAGAGGGUGAAGUGGAGGAUCUUAACCUGCUAAUCGACAUGCUGCAAGAUCCCACCUUUAUUACGUUCGUCGUACUGAUUCUCGCCUUGUCGCUCUUCAUCGGAUGCUGUGUUGGACCGCGUUACGGUCACAAACACGUUGCCGUGUACAUUUUGCUCUGUUCCGCCAUCGGCAGCCUUACGGUUAUGUCCUGCAAAGCGCUCGGACUUGCUCUGCGCGAUACGCUUUCCGGCAAGUCGAACGAUUUCGGUAUGUGGCUGCCGUACUUUCUCAUCAUCGUGACGGUCGUGUUCGUCGGCAUCCAGGUGAACUAUCUCAACAAAGCGCUGGACAUUUUCAACACCAGCAUCGUAACACCGAUCUACUACGUGAUCUUUACGACGCUGGUCAUUACGGCUUCAGCGAUACUGUUCAAGGAAUGGCGACACAUGCGCCCCGAAGACAUUAUCGGCGAUUUGUGUGGCUUUUUCGUCGUGAUUGUCGCUGUGAUACUGCUGAAUGCGUUCCGCGAGAUGGACAUAAGCUUAAGCGACGUGAAAGGUAUUAUGCGACCGAAGAUGGAACUGCUGCACUCAUCGAACAAGGGUGCCCGGUACGACGACUAUCUGAACGACAGUGAAGAACGGGGCCCACUGAAGCCACAGUACGGUACGAACUAUCUGAAUGCGUAACGGCAAAUCAACGGCUGGCCGGUGGACGAACGCGCUAGCAUUAAGUUACAUUUCGUACGGGAAGCGUCCAAGUUGAACUUGAAGCAAGUGUAAAAAGACCAAAAAUUAAGACAUCUUCACUAAAUUAUAACGUACGAAACAUACACGAA
This is a messenger RNA of Anopheles funestus (African malaria mosquito), 1542 nucleotides long. It is a transcript of the gene spict, whose product is annotated as magnesium transporter NIPA2. Gene Ontology annotation, cellular component: membrane. The coding region runs from base 287 to 1393 and encodes 368 amino acids. The transcript is spliced from 2 exons. Gene Ontology annotation, molecular function: magnesium ion transmembrane transporter activity. The record is from RefSeq and is a predicted model, not a curated record. Lineage: Eukaryota; Metazoa; Arthropoda; Insecta; Diptera; Culicidae. Gene Ontology annotation, biological process: magnesium ion transport.